Molecule: messenger RNA, 345 nt
Organism: Paraglomus occultum
Lineage: Eukaryota; Fungi; Glomeromycota; Glomeromycetes; Paraglomerales; Paraglomeraceae
Source: the annotation of a GenBank genome assembly
AUGUCGUACAACCACAUCACGGCCGGUCAAAUAAAAGCAGCUGCCGAUUCUCAGUUACUCGUAAAGAUGGAUUCUGUAAUUUGCAAGCCUCAACAAAGAGAGACUAAAAUAAAAAAUAUGGAACCCACAAAUCAAAACGUCGACUUUGCGCAAAACUUGAAAUUUAAUUUCAAUGCACUUGGUCUGGAGUAUCGUCCUCAAUCCGAGGCACUUGACAAAGCAAUCACGAAUGGCCGGCUUCUUGUCGAUCUAAUAUGGACUCUUGGCAUCGUAGAAUUAAGUCAGAGGGCUGGGGCGGUAUCAGUAGAAAUACGAAAUACACUUCACACGACCCCAAUGCCUUAA